Messenger RNA from Sugiyamaella lignohabitans, 735 nucleotides. Its product is annotated as DASH complex subunit DUO1. The record is from RefSeq and is a predicted model, not a curated record. The transcript has a single exon. NCBI's taxonomy places the organism in Eukaryota, Fungi, Ascomycota, Dipodascomycetes, Dipodascales, Trichomonascaceae. Gene Ontology annotation, cellular component: mitotic spindle; DASH complex. Bases 1 to 735 code for a protein of 244 amino acids. Gene Ontology annotation, biological process: mitotic cell cycle.
AUGAACACGGAUGCUAUUGGACGCAAUAUGGGAGACAAAAAGCAGGCUGUCACAGACCUAGCGAACUCUUUGGAGUCGUUCAAAACAAGUACCACAAGUGCUAAGCACAAGACUUUGGUUGGUCAUGAAAGGCAGACCGCAUUGAAUGCCGAGCUUGACCAGGUACGACAAAUUAAUGGUUUAGUUCAAGAUGUUCUCCAAUCUGUUAACCAUACUAAUUCGAAUCUUGAGAGUGCUCUGAUAAGCUCUACGAAUUCUAAUCAACUAUUAGAUAUGUGGGUGCGAAUUCUUUCUCAAACCGAGCAUACGCAACGGUUGUUGAGUAAUAGAAAUUGGCAGGGACAAACAAAAGACGAGCAGCUUAUCGCUGAGAGGGCUUUGGAAAAAGCUCGUCAGGAGGAACUUGAGCGGCAAAAGCGUGAACAACUCCGUCAAUUAGAAUUAGAAAACCAACGUCGUGAACAGAUACUUGCCGAAAAGAGGCGUGCUAAAGAAGAACUUCUUCAAAAGCGCAUAUAUGGAAAACGGGCGCCGUCUGUUCCUAUAACAUCUGCCACAUCCGCUGGUACAGGAUCCACUAGAAGAAAUGCUAGUGGUUUGACUGGAAAUUCAGCACUGAAUCAGAGACCGACUCGCCCAAACAGACCUACAGAGGAAACAAAUAGCUCGUCACUAAACUCCACUAGCCGUAUUCGACCACCAACGGGGAUUACAAGAUCGAGAUAUAUUUCAUAA